UGCGUGAUGUGUGCGCUGUCUGUCUGUCCACACACUGCUCCGAGCUAGCGCUAGCCCACUAGCUGUGGAAGCUAACACCAUAGCAGCCCGAGCUAAUUCAGACAGGGAGAUGCAGGUGACACGAUGAGGCUUAACGUAGAAUAACACGUGUCGCUUCUUGCCAUUUGUGCUUGUUGUCACCUCCUAAGGUCUCUGCACUGAGCUGGAGAAGAAGAGGCCAACAUGGCAGCCAAAGCAGGAGACAACCCUGACAGCCUCAUGACUGUGGCAACGGUCUUCUGCCUGAGGAACCUUAGGAAGACCAUGUGCUACCAGGGAUUCAGGAGUAAGCUUAGUCUGCGCUCGGACAUCUUCCUUCCCAGCGAAAUCUGCGACAAGCUGGUCAACACAUACAUGGAGUUGGUCCACACAGACAGUAACUUUGAACCAGAAGAAAGCUUCUUCCAACUAUUCUCAGACCCUCGAAGCACCAGACUGACCAGGGUACAGCUGAGAGAAGACUUUGUACGUGACAGAGAUCUGGAGGCCAUUCAAAAACAGGACCUGAUUGAGCUCCACCUCACCUACUGCAAUAGUCUGUCAUCCCGCAGCUUGAAGACACUGACCUGCUUCCGGGAGACCUUGGUGUCUCUUUGCCUCUUCGGCUGCAGCCACAUCUUCUACAGGAAGGGCGGCGCCCCGCUCGCCUGCAAUGAAGACACUGAGGACGAGGACGAGGAGAGCCCUGCUUCUAGGCAAGCACUAGAGACGGACUUUAACUUCCAGGGCUUCAACCGCCUCAGGCUGCUCAACCUGGGGGGCCUGCCUGACGAGGUGGAUGCUGAGAGCCUGCUCAAACCCCUGAAGGCUCUCACCUCACUGGAUCUGUCUAAUGUACAAUUACUGGGGACAUCUUUUCUCACCCAGUGGAAAGAUAGACUGGCAUCUCUUGUUCUUUACAACGUGGACCUGUCAGAGGAGUUGGUCAGUACCGUGGUGGAGAUCACUAACCUCAGACAUCUUGACGUCUCGCGGGAGAGCAGGCGGACCUCCAAGUUCAAGAUGACCAGGAAAAUCCUGACAGCCAUCGUACAGCGUCUGGUCAACCUGGUGUCACUGGACGUCUCGGGUCAUAUUAUGCUAGACAACUGCACAGUUCCACACUUUGAAGAAGCUAUGGGUCGGCCAAGCAUCGAGCCUUGCAAAAGCAGCAUCUAUCCUCUCCAGGAGCUGAAGAGGCCGCUGCAGUUUCUGGGCUUGUACGACACCACCCUCUGUAAUGUGACACACAUCCCUGCUUAUAAGGUGACCGGAUCAAAGAAUGAAGACCAGGUCCUGAAUGCCAUUGAGGUUUACACCGAGUUUCGCCCUGAGCUGGCCCACAGAGCCAUCAAUCAGCUGUUUGACAUCGCCAGGAUACAGCACUGCAGCCAACUGCUCCGAGCUCUGCAGCUUGUCAUCGCAGCAUUAAAGUGCCACAAAUAUGAUAAGAGCAUCCAGGUGACGGGCAGCGCGGCACUGUUCUACCUGACCAACACAGAGUACCGCAGUGACCAGAGUGUGCGCUUGCGUAGAGAGGUCAUUCAAGUGGUCCUGAAUGGAAUGGAGCAGUACCAGGAGGUCACCGUCCAGAGGAACUGCUGCUUGACUCUGUGUAACUUCAGCAUUCCAGAGGAGCUGGAGUUCCAGUACAGUCGGGUCAACCAGCUGCUGCUGAAGAUCCUGGAGCCGGCCCGGCAGGACGAGUCCAUCCAGAGGAUCGCUGUGCACCUCUGCAACGCGUUGGUCUGCCAGGUGGACAACCACCACAAGGAGGCUGUGGGGAAGAUGGGAUUCGUCAAGACAAUGUUGAAUUUAAUCCAGAAGAAGUUACAGGACAGAAUGUGUGACCAGGUGAUGGAGUUUUCCUGGAGCGCUCUGUGGAACAUCACGGAUGAGACACCUGACAACUGUCAGAUGUUCCUCAACUGUCGGGGCAUGAGUCUCUUUCUGGAGUGUCUCCAGGAGUUUCCAGACAAGCAGGAGCUUCACCGCAACAUGUUGGGGCUGCUGGGGAAUGUUGCUGAGGUGAAAGCUUUGAGGCCACAGCUGCUCACCCCCCAGUUCAUCUCUGUGUUCAGUAACCUGCUGGACAGCAAGGCCGAUGGGAUCGAGGUGUCGUACAACGCGUGUGGCGUUCUUUCACACAUCGUGUUUGAUGGGCCGGAGGUCUGGUCCAUGGAAGAGCCCCUAAGGGACACGGUGAUGGACAAGAUGUGGGCCGCCAUCCGGAGCUGGGACGUCAGCUCACGCCGCAACAUCAACUACAGGUCAUUCGAGCCCAUCCUGCGACUGCUGCCUCAGAGCAUCUCCCCUGUCAGUCAGCACUGGGCCACGUGGGCGCUCUUCAACCUGGUGUCUGUGUACCCAAGCAAGUAUUGUCCCCUGCUGAUAAAGGAAGGAGGAAUUACUCUUCUGGAGAAGGUUCUUGAACUGGAAAGCUCACACCCAGAGACGAAGGACAUGGCCAGCAAAGUGAUGGAGCAGUGUGAAAACUUCAACGAAGACCCCAUGGAAACCAGUCAUGGACAGGAGGUAAACUAUGGACAAAGAGGUUGACUUCCCAGGAGCAUCAACCCAACCGCUGAGGCCCCGCCCACUGGCAUCACCACAAGGGGCCAUCGUGUGCAUUAUUCUUAUCACUCUUAUUAUCUUGUAGAGCAAAAAUGUGUCUCUGACCCUCUUCACAGCCGUUCAGACAAAGUGUGUGUGUGUGUGUGUGUGUGUGGCACAAUGAUGAUUUCUUUGUUAUAUAUGUAAAUAUUCUCUGUUUGUCUCUUCAUUUUACUGUGUGUAUGUUUUAUAAUAUAACUGUAAACACUCAUAACUUUACUCUAUAUUUAAAUUUGUUUAGGUUUGACUGACAUAUGGUCAGUGCUAAGAAACUAUAUCCAGAAGACCUAAUCAUUCAUAUGUAGUCCUGGAUUCUCUGUUCUCUAAAGGGUUGUUUAGAUGUGUUCUGUUUUUAUUGAUCUGGCAUUUUAACCUGAUUCUGUUGAUUCAAAUACCCAAAGUAACUCCACUUGAUAUGGCCAAAGGUAUGAGGACACUGCAUAAAGAAAAGCUCCUCCCACCUGGUCCACUGGGAGGGACUGGACCUCACUGAUGCUUUACUAUGUAAAACCAUCAACUAGCACAUAUGAUGCCACCUUAAAAAGUCUCAAAGGUGUAGUCUUUGUUGCCAGCUGACUCGAGUGACAUCACUUGAGUCAAUGAAUCCAGUGGUGAGCAGAACACUGCUGCUGUCUAUUCAAAUGCUUUGUUGAGUCUUAGUGAAGUUCUGGAGCUUCCUGUGGUGAAGUGUGGCACCUCCUUCACCCUUUACUGGUUAGGGUUACCCUAACCCGGUACAGGGUUACACAUGGUUACCCUAACCCAGGGUUACACAGGGUUACCCUAACCCGGUACAGGAUUACACAUGGUUACCCUAACCCUGUACCGGGUUACCCUAACUUGGUACCGGGUUACACAGGGUUACCCUAACCCGGUACAGGGUUACACAGGGUUACCCUAACCCGGUACAGGAUUACACAUGGUUACCCUAACCCUGUACAGGGUUACACAUGGUUACCCUUACCCUGUACCGGGUUACCCUAACUUGGUACCGGGUUACACAGGGUUACCCUAACUUGGUACCGGGUUACACAUGGUUACCCUAACCCUGUACAGGGUUACCCUAACCCAGGGUUACACAGGGUUACCCUAACCCGGUACAGGAUUACACAUGGUUACCCUAACCCUGUACAGGGUUACACAUGGUUACCCUAACCCUGUACAGGGUUACACAUGGUUACCCUAACCCUGUACCGGGUUACCCUAACUUGGUACCGGGUUACACAGGGUUACCCUAACCCGGUACAGGGUUACACAGGGUUACCCUUACCCUGUACCGGGUUACCCUAACUUGGUACCGGGUUACACAGGGUUACCCUAACUUGGUACCGGGUUACACAGGGUUACCCUAACCCGGUACAGGGUUACACAGGGUUACCCUUACCCUGUACCGGGUUACCCUUACCCAGGGUUACACAGGGCAUUCUUACGUUUAAAGCUCUAAUGAAGGUAAUCUGUUCAGACAUAGAUCACACGGAGGGAGGGUGUGGUCACUGUGACACUACAGGGACGCUUUCUGCUGUUGGGACCUUAAAGACGCCAAAACAUGGUGUGUGGAUUUAUUACUGUACACCCGUUUUCUCUAUGUGGCUCCUUUUCUGCAAGUUGAAACAACACAGGGGCGUGUUCAUCUACUUGACCUUUGAAGAGGACCCUAACUAACUGGUUUACUCACAACGUGGCACUGAGGUCAUCUACUUGACCUUUGAAGAGGACCCUAACUAACUGGUUUACUCACAACGUGGCACUGAGGUCAUCUACUUGACCUUUUGAAGAGGACCCUAACUAACUGGUUUACUCACAACGUGGCACUGAGGUCAUCUACUUGACCUUUUGAAGAGGACAUUCUUCUGUUAAUUACUUUCACAAUAAAUGUCCCACUUGAAUUUCUACAUGUUUAGCUCAGUCAUAUCCAGUCUAUCUGUUCUCUAAGCGGUGAGGCAAUGUACUGCUGUUUUGUAAUAACCCUUCAAUUAUAACGUGAUGUAGAAGAGUAGACGGCCAGAGGGAACACAGCUGAUCUACUUCCUAGUUUUGCUAUCAGAGGAGAGUUCUGUACCCGUAAUACUUCAGUGAGAUGCAGCCAAUAAAACCGGUUCUUAUGGAAGUCUCCUUGCCUCACAGUGUAGAAGGAACACUGGGUGAAGGAGCCUCCAUCCUCCCUUCAGGGUUGAUGCUCUUCAAGCCCUCCGUUGUGUUGCGUUAGCUGCCCACUGACGGUUCCUGGUUCUCAUGUACAGUUUUUCUUUGUGUGAUUAUUGGAAUCUGAUUGGUACAGCUCUAUUUCACCGUCAUGGUGGAACUUAAUGUUCAAGUAGGCCGUGGUGCUUACUGUUUGGAAGAGGAUUUAUUAUAUGAUCAAAAGUAUCUCUGUUAUGAGUUGUUAGUUCAUGAGAGUAGACAUCUUGAUCCUCCAUCACAUUCUUUCUGAUCUGAAGUCCUCAAAUGUCUCAGUUUUGGCUUCGCAGGAAGAAAUAAUGUCAGAGAUGACAAUUAUCUACGGUUGGGGGUUGACUGUUAUUUAUGAAGAUGUAUGUGAAGAACAUGUUUAAAGUGUUUCAGAUUUCAUCUACAUCUAUAUUCCAUGUUUCUGAAGACUGCCGACACUCUGUUACUGAUUUCUUUUGUAACUGCUGUGUAAUCCAAAAUGGAGUGAAGUCUUUCCUGCUCUGAAUAGGACCAGGUCAUUAGUGUAACGAUAUGAAUAAGCAAUAAAGGUGGAGUGGUAAA
This is a messenger RNA of Cyclopterus lumpus (lumpfish), 5361 nucleotides long. RefSeq names its product zyg-11 related, cell cycle regulator (gene zer1). The record is from RefSeq and is a predicted model, not a curated record. Bases 223 to 2577 code for a protein of 784 amino acids. NCBI's taxonomy places the organism in Eukaryota, Metazoa, Chordata, Actinopteri, Perciformes, Cyclopteridae. Gene Ontology annotation, molecular function: protein binding. Gene Ontology annotation, cellular component: Cul2-RING ubiquitin ligase complex. The transcript has 16 exons.